This is a messenger RNA of Aspergillus pseudoviridinutans, 687 nucleotides long. RefSeq lists its product as uncharacterized. The transcript is spliced from 3 exons. Lineage: Eukaryota; Fungi; Ascomycota; Eurotiomycetes; Eurotiales; Aspergillaceae. Bases 1 to 687 code for a protein of 228 amino acids. The record is from RefSeq and is a predicted model, not a curated record.
AUGGUGACCCUGCCACCACCGCGAAGAGUUUUGGUUAAUCUUGACAAUAUCGAGUUCUACCGGCCCCAGCUCUCAAAAUCAUUGCGGUCGGAACCGUCUUCUGCAACAGCAACUGGCCCCUACUUCAGGCCAGUUCUACCGCUUCCUGUAACCUUAUCCGCUCCGACUUUGCGAGAAAUCACACUUGGAAGCAAUAGAGCACCAUCUCCUACCACUCCACACGAACAAAAUUCUGAAACUGCUCCUGCGCGGCCGAUUGUGUUCAAUAUCAAGAUAGCCAAGUUCGCGAAGCCGACGUCGCCAGAGAUGAGCUCUCAGACGCACAGCGCCUUUGCACAGGAGGGAACCGGUGGUAGCUGUUUAAUUCCUGAUACUGUCACUCCCUUUAUGACUCCCUUCACCUCGGGCGAGGAAACCGAUCUAGCAAGCCCCUUCGAAGGUACAGUGAUACGGCCAAGCAUUGAACUCUCUACGGAGCCCAAGAGUCUCGUGUCUAGUCCAAUCACUCCUGUUUCAAACGAGCAGCCGUACGCCCUGCUCACAGUGAUAUUAACAACCAGCCCCAUCCUUGACGCUUUCAAAAAUGUUAUCUCCGAUGAUGCUCAUGUCUCCAUGAAGCCCUCAGAACUUGGCAGACAGGCUUCCAUCUCACAGGACGACCUCAGCAUCGACGACCAAGUCCAUUAG